Molecule: messenger RNA, 6315 nt
Organism: Coregonus sp. 'balchen'
Lineage: Eukaryota; Metazoa; Chordata; Actinopteri; Salmoniformes; Salmonidae
Source: the annotation of a GenBank genome assembly
CCCAGUGCCAUGGCAACAGACAGACAGACCACACCCACCCGGCACCUCUCAGUCCCACCUCCAAGUGAGUCAUAAACAUGUGAUAAUGAGUAGAAUGUUCAGGAGGAAUGAGAUGUGAUUUAUAGUAUGUCCAGUAAAACCAUUCAAUCACUCUCUCUUUUCUUACUGUCUCUUUGUCUCAUCUCUCCAGCUCUCUACUCUUCUGUACGUUCUGUCCCUCUGAGACCCAGACUUCAUUCUCCAAAUGGCCACAGAGUGGCGCCCCCGAGACACAGCCCGGCCCUGCAACCAAUCGCUGUUGCCACUGCCCGACAGGCCCUGCCCAGCAGACAGUGGACUCGACCAGCCAGCAGUUUGUCAUCUCAAACCCCACCCAUACAGACCACCCCAGCUCAAUCGCAGGUCAGCUCAGGCUCUAGGCCCCUCCCCUUGGGUUCUACUUCCUGUUUUGAUCAGUUGCCGCCGGCAUCAAGGCAGCUGCAAAUCAUUGCCCUCUCCGCUGGCUCCACCCACCGCCUCAGCAGCCAACUACAGCCUGCUGCCAACACACACACCCCAGCUUCUGUCCAAUCAAAGCACCUGGUUCUUGAGUCCCCACCGCCUCAGCUCGAUGCCCAACCACAGAGGACUUCUGACCACGCCUCUCCCUCUCCCACCUCCUCCAUCCACAAACCCAACUCACCCCUACCCUACCCUCGUUAUCAGGCCAGACACAUUGAGCCAGAAGGAGAAGUGGGGAGACAGGGGGUAAGGGAGGAGAGAGAGAGGGUGGGGGGAGAGGAAGAGGAGCAGAGGGAUAGAGAGAGGGUGGGAGGAGAGGAAAGGGGGAUUGUGGAGAAGAGAGGAGAACGGGUGAGAGAGAAAGAGGACCAAAGAGAUAGAGAGAGGGUGGAAGAGGAGAAAGGUGGGACUGGAGGAGAGGAAAAAUGGAUGGAGAGAGUUAAAGUAUUUGAGACACUGAGAGAGAUGACAGAAGUAGAGGAGGGGGAGGAGAGAGAGAGGAUGGAAGUAGAGGAGGGGGAGGAGAGAGAGAGGAUGGAGGUAGAGGAGGGGGAGGGGGAGGAGAGAGAGAGGAUGGAGGUAGAGGAGGGGGAGCGAGGACAGAAAGAUGCGAUGAAAGGAGAGGAGGAGGGGACUACAAUUGACCAGGCCAGUCUGAUAGACCCACACCUCAAUGCAGACCCGGCUACUCAGAACUACACACACCCUCCCUCAGAACCCCCCAUAAACCUCCAGAGACCAUCAGACCGUCCCAUUGAGCAAUCCCCACACCUCCCCCACGUGGACCAAGAGGACCUCUGUGAGAACAUGUUCAAUCAGUCUGACAACCAAUCAGGUACCAGCGUCUCUCCACCAUUACUUUUAGCCUUGGCCUAUUAAUUAAACUUUAAACUAACCUUGUGUUGUGAACUCUUCCUCCUCUCUCCCCCCUCCUCUCCCUCCUCACAGAACUAUCAGCGAGAGAAACCAGACCGAUUUCCAGGAAUCAUCAUCAUAGACACGCGCCUCUCCCUCCCUCUCCCCCCCCCACCUCAUCUCCCACCCCCCCCUCCUCUCCCACUUCUCUUUUCCUCCCCCCAGUCUUGUCCAGUCUCUCCUCUCAGUCUCCCCCUGCCUCACCCUUCCUCACCCUUUCAUCUGACCUCCCCCCUCCUCUCCUGCCUGUUAGCCCUUCCCACCCAGAGACCCUCAGCCUAUCAGAGAGCCGCCCAGAGACCUUCACCCUAUCGGAGCGCAAGCCUUGGUCACAGAGGGUCUGGCCAGAGGGCGGGAGGCGUGUCUUAACUCACCUGGUGGAGGGCUUCAUCAUACAGGAGGGGCUGCAGGCAUUCCCGGUAAACACACACACACGCACACAUUUUUUUGUAAAGUACAUCUUCCUACACGGGAUAUAGCUGGUGUCUAGUUGGUGUCAUAUACUUAUACAUUAACAGUAUAUACAGUAUAACCUUUGUGUGUGCGUGCCUGUGUGUGUGUGUACCUGUGCAGGUGAACCGCUCGUCUCUGUUGUUGGGAGGGCAGGAGGGUGUCUCCCAGAAUGGGAAAAUAGAGGGGGCGGAGUUAUUACCGUUGACAGACACACCAGAGCCACCGGAACAUUCCAGCGAAUCAGAACAAGAGCGUGUGGCUAAAGAUGACCCGCUCACAGGUAAACCACCUUAAUAUCCUGGUUCUGAGUCAAUAUUCAAUUCAAUAUUCAAUUCAAUUUAAUUAUCUCUCUGAAUCCAAACCACACUAGGUCCCAGAGAGAGACAGAGGGGGGUGUUACAGUGUGAGUCUUGUGGGAAGAGAGGCCACGCCCACUCCUUCUACCGCUCCAAGCGAUACUGCUCCACUUCCUGUGCCCGCAGGUAAGCCACACUCCCAUUGGCUGAAUACAGAAACAAGACAGUGACAGAUUAGUUAUUCUCUCUGUCUAGACCAGCGUUUCUCAAACUAGGGGUUGCGACCCAAUAUGGGGUUGCCUGAUUUGAAAAUGGGGUAGUGAGAGAAACUCAAAAAAUAUAUAUAUAUAUUUUUUAGCAUUUGGUUCAUAGAAUCAGGGUAACGUCAGUAACCUCCGGUAGCCGCUAGAUGCGGUUGUAAUAAACAGAGCGAUUUCUGUUAUCUUCCUACAAAUGUAGCUUCAAAAUAUUAUGACCCCAUCACUAGAAGAUAAGACUCAGGAACACGUAUGUGUCUUCUGUUUCCCUCUACAAUGCCCACAAGCCGCACAGGACUCAUUAGGACUGAGUGGAAAGACCAGGCACUACAUCAGACUGGGGGGGAAAGAACAUCAUCAAUGAAGAUGUUCUUUUCUACACAGAAGAGCAUACAAGAUGAUUGCCUGAUGAUCUUCUGAACUUCCCAAUACCUUUCUGAUUCUGAUUUCAAACCAUACUUCCUUCAGAUUGAAAAACUUUCAAAAGUACUGUCAGACUGAUUUGUAAUAGACUGUCAUAGCCCCAAUUAAAAAAGUAAACAUUGGCCGUUGAUUACAUAAAUUUUUUUACAUGGUGUGGUCGCAAAAACAAUGUAUAUCAAAAUGGGGUCACGGGCCAAAAACGUUUGGGAACCCCUGGUCUACAUUUACAUUUACAUUUACGUCAUUUAGCAGACGCUCUUAUCCAGAGCCACUUACAAAUAGGUGCAUUCACCUUAUAGCCAGUGGGAUAACCACUUUACAAUGUUUUUUUAAAAUUAUUUUUUGUAAUUUUUUUUUGGGGGGGGGGGGGGUAGAAGGAUUACUUUAUCCUAUCCCAGGUAUUCCUUAGACAGCAAGUUCUAUGUGAUGUUGUUGUUUAACCACAGAUAGUCUAUUUACUACAGGUGUACUGUACAGACAUUCAUAAACACACCAAAAUACACCCUCACGCAGAAGCUGUGAUCAGACAGGAGGUCAGAUGUGAUAAAUCAACCCCAGAGAGCUCAGAGAAAGGACAUAUCAUCAUCAUCUUUCUCUCUGUCUUUCUCCCUCUAGGUAUGAUGUAGGGCUGUCCAAGCGUCUGCGUGCUCUGAGUGCUGGCAGCCAGCCUGAGGGGCGGCGCUCUGAGAUAAACAAGGUGGAGUCUGUGCCUGGGAAGCCUCUCCUACUGCGACUGGUCAGUUACAACUUUUAACAAAUAGGUCACUCCACAGUAAUACACUUUAUGGUAUAGCCUGCAGGUAUAAUGCCUUAUAACAUGUUAUAAGCAUGUAGAAGCCUUUAUAAAUCAAACCCAGCUGUUCACACGUUCCAUCUCCUGUAACAUAAUUUAUUUUAGCCCCGUGAAAUAUGGAGCGCCCGUAGCCAUGACAACGAAGAAGAGGAGGGGCAUGCUGUUCCCAUGAUGACCAGGCUGACACGCCGAGCGGCACGGAGGGCAAGGAGGGCCUCAGAGCCAGCGAUGACCCCUAGUAACCCCACUGUGACCUCUAGUGACCCCACACCUGCACAGUGGAGCGUAGAGCAAGUCUGGGAAUUCAUACACACACUGCCAGGUAACACACACAAACACACACAAGGACACACAUUCACCCAUCUCCCUGCUGUAGGUUGUUGGCCGGUUAUAACCUGUGUGUAUGUUGUCUUUAGGUUUUGGGGAGGUUAUAACCUGAGUGUAUGUUGUUUUAAGGUUGUGGGGGGGUUAUAACCUGGGUGUAUGUUGUCUUUAGGUUGUGGGGAGGUUAUAACCAGGGUGUAUGUUGUUUUAAGGUUGCGGGGAGGUUAUAACCAGGGUGUAUGUUGUCUUUAGGUUGUGGGGAGGUUAUAACCUGGGUGUAUGUUGUCUCUAGGUUGUGGGGAGGUUAUAACCAGGGUGUAUGUUGUUUUAAGAUUAUGGGGAGGUUAUAACCUGGGUGUAUGUUGUUUUAAGGUUGUGGGGAGGUUAUAAACAUAUUAUUAAAUAUGUUUAUUUUGAUUUAUUGUGUGCUGAAUUAGAUUGUUUUAUACACAUAUAUACUACCGGUCAAAAGUUCUGGAACACCUACUCAUUCAAGGUUUUUCUUUAUUUUUACUAUUUUCUACAUUGUAGAAUAAUAGUGAAGACAUCAAAACUAUGAAAUAACACAUACGGAAUCAUGUAGUAACCAUGUGGUCCUCUGUAGCUCAAUUGGUAGAGCAUGGCGCUUGUAACGCCAGGGUAGUGGGUUCGAUCCCCGGGACCACCCAUAAAAUGUAUGCACGCAUGACUGUAAGUCGCUUUGGAUAAAAGCGUCUACUAAAUGGCAUAUUAUUAUUAUUAUUAUUAAACAAAUCAAAAUAUAUUUUAUCUUUGAGAUUCUUCAAAUAGCCACGCUUUGCUGGAAGACCCAGAGUUACCUCUGCUGCAGAUUUCCACUGGUCUAAUGUCCAUUGCUCGUGUUUCUUGGCCCAAGCAAGUCUCUUCUUCUUAUUGGUGACCUUUAGUAGUGGUUUCUUUGCAGCAAUGCGACCAUGAAGGCCUGAUUCACACAGUCUCCUCUGAACAGUUGAUGUUGAGAUGUGUCUGUUACUUGAACUCUGUGAAGCAUUUAUUUGGGCUGCAGUUUCUGAGGCUGGUAACUCUAAUGAACUUAUCCUCUGCAGCAGAGGUAACUGGGUCUUACAUUCCUGUGGCGGUCCUCAUGAGAGCCAGUUUCAUCAUAGCGCUUGAUGGUUUUUGCGACUGCACUUAAAGAAACUUUCAAAGUUCUUGAAAUGUUCCGUAUUGACUGACCUUCAUGUCUUAAAGUAAUGAUGGACUGUCGUUUCUCUUUGCUUAUUUGAGCUGUUCUUGCCAUAAUAUGGACAACUGAUUGCCUCAAACGCAUGAAGAAGGAAAGAAAUUCCACAAGUUAACUUUUAAGAAGGCACACCUGUUAAUUGCAAUUCAUUCCAGGUGACUACCUCAUGAAGCUGGUUGAGAGAAUGCCAAGAGUGUGCAAAGCUGUCAUCAAAGCAAAGCGUGGCUAUUUGAAGAAUCUCAAAGAUAAAAUAUAUUUUGAUUUGUUUAACACUUUUUUUGGUUACUACAUGAUUCCGUAUGUGUUAUUUCAUAGUUUUGAUGUCUUCACUAUUAUUCUACAAUGUAGAAAAUAGUAAAAAUAAAGAAAAACCUUGAAUGAGUAGGUGUUCUAGAACUUUUGACCGGUAGUGUAUGUGUAUGUUGUUGUAUUAUUCUGUUUUUAUUGUAAUGUUUACAGGGCUCUCUUGUCAAAUAGAUUUUUAAUCUCAAUGUGACUCCCUGUUUUAAAUAAAGGUUUAAAAAAAUAAAUAAAAAAAUAACCUGUGUGUAUUUUGUUUUAAGGAGGUUGUGGGGAGGUUAUAACCUGGGUGUAUGUUAUCUUUAGGUUGUGUGGAGGUUGUAACCUGGGUGUGUGUUGUUUUAAGGUUAUGGAGAGGUUAUAACCUGGGUGUAUGUUAUCUUUAGGUUGUGUUGAGGUUAUAACCUGGGUGUAUGUUGUUUUAAGGUUGUGAGGAGGUUAUAACCUGGGUGUAUGUUGUUUUAAGGUUGUGGGGAGGUUAUAGCCUGGGUGUCCUUUAGUAGUGGUUUCUUUGCAGCCCAUAGGGCGGUGCACAAUUGGCCCAGCGUCGUCCGGGUUUGGCCGGGGUAGGCCGUCAUUGUAAAUAAGAAUUUGUUCUUAACUGACUUGCCUAGUUAAAUAAAGGUUAAAUAAAAAUAAACAAUGUUGUUUUAAGGUUGUGUGUAGGUUAUAACCUGUGUGUGUAUGUUUUCUUUAGGUUGUGUGGAGGUUGCGGAGGCGUUCCGUGUUCAGGAGAUAGACGGCCAGGCCCUGCUGCUGCUCACGGAGGACCACCUGAUGACCAGCAUGAACAUCAAACUGGGACCAGCUCUCAAGAUCUGUGCCCACAUCAACACACUCAGACACAGAUAG